AUGCCCUAUGGCGGCCCUGCCAAAUCCCCUGAACUGGAACGAGCCCAAACUAGGCUCCAGCAGUCUGAACUCUCCUUUUCACGGACUCAGCAAGAGCUCCACCAGGCAAUGAGGGUCCGAGCUACCACGCCCAUGUCAGCCAACGAAUAUUCUGCCAAGGACCAAGAAAUCGCCCAACUCAAACGCAAGUUGAGGGAGACUGAAGAAGAGAUGAAGAAACUGCACGAGACCAUCGAGAAGCAGAAGAUGACCAUCAAGACCCAGAGCGAGGCCAUCGCCAAUCCCAAGCAGCACUUUCCAACACCCACCUCUCACCGUUACGGCGGCAAUCAGUAUGGCCAGGCCAGUCUUGCUCUGCCCCCUCCACCACAACCAAUCUUCGCUGACACGGCCCCAAUGACCACGCCGUCGUCUCAGUCCGGUCCGAUGCGUCCAUCUGGUCCUCUUCCUCACCAGCGUCAAACCCCAUCUCCAUUCAGCGCUCCUCGCAGCCAGCAGCCGAUCAGACAACCCCAAGGUCCUCAGGUUCAUCACACGGUCACUCCCUUCCGUCAGACCCGCAGUGUCAACGACUACGGCUCUCCUGAGGCAAUGAUGCACUCAUUCGCCAAUCUCGGACUCUCGAACACUCCUGUGGGUUCGGCCAAUAGAGGCAACGAGACCCCGAGUUCGUCCACAAGACAUCAUACUCGUGGCAUACCCUCCAAUGUCACGCAACCUUCGCCUGCGCCUACCUUCAAUCCUGCCAAUGGCAUGGCGUUGGUGCAAGCACCUGACAUGGGAGCUGCUGUGGCUGCUUUUGCUCCAUCGGAGAUUGCCAGAAAAUUCGGCGAAGUCUUGCACAUGACCGAGACAUAUGCCUAUUCGCAUGUCAACGCACCGAGCACUCAGAAGGACAAUGCGAUGCCGCAGGAGGUGAAGCAACGGCUCCUGAAUGCGGCAUCGACCACCUCGGCAUUCCAGUUCAUGCAAACUCCCUUCACUCGCUACAUGCUUGUGAACAAGGUCAUUCUCCAGUUCGUCAUCCGGACCAUCCUCAAGCACGACACGUUUGCCGGAUUCGACCCUCGUGUUGAUCAAGCCGUGGAGAAUUGCAAGAAUCAGAUGUACCAGACUACGCCAGCACAAGUCAAGUACCAGCUUCUUGCCACAAUGGCGGAGCAGGUCAGAAGCAUCAAGGCGAACCCCAACUUCCCGGCGUUCGUCCAAAGCAUUGCACGCAGCCGUGGCAACGAGCUCUGGGGCAUCCUCAAGCCGAUGAUGCACCAGAAGACGUCUCGCGAUUGGGAAGACCUGUACGAACUGAUGCUCAAAGCCCAUGAGCUCGCUGAGAUGAUGUACUCUGGCGCCGAGGAGUACAAGUUCGACUUUCCGGCCAUGGGCCAGCGCUUUCAGAAGGACACGAUGGAGCCGCGCGACCCGUACCGCAACAUCCUGACUCCCGACCAGCUCGAACAGUUGGGUGCAACUGUCAGACUUGGAAUGACUCCGCUUAUCACUUCUCGCACUAGCACCGCGGCUGGAUAUGUCAACUCGGCCCAGGUCAUGAAGGCAUUCGUCUUGUUGAAGACGGAUAGAUGA
Molecule: messenger RNA, 1581 nt
Organism: Cladophialophora carrionii CBS 160.54
Lineage: Eukaryota; Fungi; Ascomycota; Eurotiomycetes; Chaetothyriales; Herpotrichiellaceae
Exons: 2
Coding region: 1-1581 (526 amino acids)
Source: RefSeq, a predicted model, not a curated record